AUGGUGAAUAGCAUAUUCGACGAUGCCGACACGAAUGAUGACGGGCUCGUUGACAUCAGCGAGUCCUACAUCCUCAUUCUGAGGCUCUACAUCAAAGUGAAUCAAAAGGCGCCGAUCAAGCCGCCAUCUCGCGAGACGGCAGACAUGCUGUUUAAUACGGCAGACACGGACGUGUCUGGCAUGAUCAACAAGCAGGAGUUCCUGCAGCUUUCACUAGACCUCUUUGCGAGCGCCGGGAUCCGGGUCCUCGCUUAUAAGCUCGUCAGCUUCCUGUUGGCGCCCCUCCUCGCGACUUACCUCUCCGGCUGGCUUGUCACCCAUCCCAACAACCUGACGGAGAGCGCCGUGGCUGCCGCGAGGGCUGUUGUGCCCGACUCGCUUGAACCGUCCGUUUUCACGCAGGGCACCUUGACGACCAUACUGAUCGUCGUCUUUGUGUCGACGCUCGGGCAUGUCUUCAUGGACCUUGUCGACACGCUGCUCCUGCGCGUUGGGAAGGCGGAGAAUGAGGAGGCCGCAAAAGAGGCGAAGCGCAAGGACUCGCUGCUGUAG
Messenger RNA from Emiliania huxleyi CCMP1516, 552 nucleotides. RefSeq lists its product as hypothetical. The record is from RefSeq and is a predicted model, not a curated record. Lineage: Eukaryota; Haptophyta; Isochrysidales; Noelaerhabdaceae. Gene Ontology annotation, molecular function: calcium ion binding. Bases 1 to 552 code for a protein of 183 amino acids. The transcript is spliced from 3 exons.